Homalodisca vitripennis (glassy-winged sharpshooter) is the source of this 2388-nucleotide messenger RNA. Its product is annotated as metabotropic glutamate receptor. Gene Ontology annotation, cellular component: membrane. Gene Ontology annotation, biological process: G protein-coupled receptor signaling pathway. The transcript has 12 exons. Lineage: Eukaryota; Metazoa; Arthropoda; Insecta; Hemiptera; Cicadellidae. Gene Ontology annotation, molecular function: adenylate cyclase inhibiting G protein-coupled glutamate receptor activity. The record is from RefSeq and is a predicted model, not a curated record. Bases 2 to 2308 code for a protein of 768 amino acids.
UAUGAUGGUCCACGAACGUUCGGAUACGGUGACGUGCGGUCCUGUGAUGCCUCAGGGAGGGAUCCAAGCCCUGGAGACCAUGUUGUAUACCCUGGAUAUCGUUAACUCCCAGGGAAUGUUGCCCUUUACACUCGGAGCUCACAUCCUGGACGAUUGUGACAAGGAUACGUACGGCUUGGAGAUGGCAGUAGACUUCAUCAAAGGAUCUAUCAGCAACAUAGACGAUGCUGAGUACCACUGCAACAAGAGCUCCGUCAGGAAGGUUAUUUCUGGUGUAGUGGGCGCAGCAUCCAGUGUAACUUCUAUACAGGUGGCCAACCUGCUUCGGCUAUUCAAAAUUCCCCAGGUAUCAUUCUGGUCUACAAGUCCGGAGCUUAGCAACAAGCAGAGGUUUGAGUACUUCUCUCGGACCAUCCCCUCAGAUCAUCAUCAGGUCAAGGCCAUGGUGGAGAUCGUCAAGCGACUAGGCUGGAGCUACGUGUCCAUCGUAUACGAGGAAUCCAACUAUGGCAUCAAGGCUUUUGAAGAACUGGAACUACUUUUGUCAAAAUCAAACAUCUGCAUAGCUGUGAAAGAAAAACUCACGAAGGAUUCUGGCGUGGCUGAAGAGACAGCUUAUGAUAAUGUCGUUCUCAGACUUCAAACUAAGCCUAGGGCUAGAGGAGCCAUAAUAUUCGCGUCGGACCAGGAGGUGGCUGGGCUGAUGCGGGCUGUACGCAGAUGUAACGCCACUGGCAGUUUCUCCUGGAUAGGCAGCGAUGGAUGGUCAGCUCGUAGUUUGGUGUCUGAAGGAAGCGAGCCAGAGGUGGAGGGUACUCUGUCUGUCCAACCUCAGUCCAACCCGGUCAGGGGAUUCGACCAGUACUUCAUGAAUCUGACAGUGGAGAAUAACCACAGGAAUCCUUGGUUUGUAGAGUUUUGGGAGGACCACUUCCAGUGCCGCUACCCCAACAGCUCCGUGACGCCGUACAACAGCAAGUACACCAAGCCGUGUGGGUCGCAACAUCGUCUAGACGGUCACAACAUGGCCUUCGAGAACCAGCUGCAGUUCGUGAGCGACGCGGUGAUGGCGUUUGCCGUGGCCCUGAGGGACAUGCACCGGGAGUUGUGUGGUGGGCGCCGGGGCUUGUGUACGGACAUGAAGCCCACCAAGGGUCUGGACCUGCUGCGAUACCUGCAUAAAGUCACGUUUACAGGACUUUCCGGUGACAAAUUCCACUUCGACAUCAACGGAGACGGUCCAGCUCGCUACAAUAUUAUCCACUUCAAGCAGACUCUGCCUGGGGCCUUCCAGUGGGUUCACGUGGGCGAAUAUGUGGAGGGGGAGCUGUCCCUCAAUAUGUCGGAUGUGCAGUUUAAACUUGGACAGCCACAUCCUCCAGAGUCGGUAUGCAGCUUACCGUGUGAGCUGGGACAGGCCAAGACGUACGUGGAGGGCGAGAGUUGCUGCUGGCACUGCUUCAACUGCACGGCAUAUCAGAUACGCCAUCCCGACGACGAGACACAGUGUGUGAUGUGUCGCGAGGGAACCAAGCCCGACCCGCACCACCAAGUGUGCCUGGACAUCCCUGAGGUAUUCCUGAGAGCCGAGAGCGCCUGGGCCAUCGGCGCCAUGAGCUUCUCUCUGACCGGCUGCUUGGUCACCCUAUUUAUUACCGGCGUGUUUGUACGCCACAACGACACUCCGGUGGUCAAGGCGGCGGGUCGGGAGCUGACGUAUGUGCUGCUCAGCGGCUUGCUGCUCUGCUACCUCAUCACCUUCGCUCUCGUACUGAGACCUUCCGACGUGGUCUGCGGCAUCCAGAGAUUUGGGGCUGGAUUUUGUUUCACGGUUGUGUACGCCGCAUUGCUCACCAAGACUAACCGCAUUUCUCGCAUUUUCAAUGCCGGGAAACGGACGGCAAAGAGACCAUCGUUCAUCACGCCCAAGUCUCAGCUGAUCAUCUGCACUGGCCUUGUCUCUGUGCAGGUCAUGAUUAACGCAUUAUGGAUGGUGGUGUCUCCCCCCAAGGCCAUCCAUCAUUACCCUACUAGGGAGGACAACCUCCUUAUCUGCUCCUCCUACGUGGACGCCUCCUACAUGAUCGCCUUCGGUUACCCGAUUGUGCUCAUCCUCGUGUGCACCGUGUACGCUGUCCUCACGCGGAACAUCCCUGAGGCUUUCAAUGAGUCAAAACAUAUAGGUUUCACGAUGUACACCACUUGUGUGAUAUGGUUGGCGUUUGUUCCUCUGUACUUCGGUACAGGAAACAAUAUGGCUUUGAGAAUCACCUCAAUUUCAGUCAUUAUCAGUUUCAUCGGCCAGUGACACCGUCGCCUGCCUCUUCUCCUCGAAAGUAUUACCUUGAAUAUUUGUGAUUUGUUUGUGCAGGUUUCACGAUGUACACC